AUGUCUCAAUAUAACCUCCCAAAAAGCAACACAAUUCCAUACGUCAACAACCAAAACGUCCUUCCUCGACCAAUCAACCCUAACUCGGCAAAAGCAAAGCGCCUGAGACAAGUCGAAAGAGAUCGCAGAGAUAUCUACAGCAUAGUUCCUCAAUGUAGCCCGCCUCGAGAGUUUCUUUCUAAGGAUGCAUUCAGAAUAUUCCCUAAAGGAUGGUGGAAAUGUACAUAUGCCGGAUGUCCCGUUGGGGCCCAUGAUCUCGGCGAAAGAUUAUGUCCAAUCUUCGCCAGCGAGGGCAAAUAUUUGCCGGAUGGGCGGAAAGAGGCAGAACGAGAUCCAAUAGAACUCCAGGAUGGUUGGUGGUGUUGUCCCAAUGGCAAAUGCAAAAUGAGAUCCAGGCGUCCGUUGUAUGAAAAGAGACGCAUAUGCGAAUGUGAGGACAACUAUGGAAGGGAUGCAUUGAUUAAGAAACGUGAGGCACUGCGUCCUACAUCCUCGUCAGCGGAUAAUGUCGCGAAAUGGAUUGCACAGUUGCCUGCACUGCCAACGGAGGAGGAAAUUGACGUCAUGGAGGGAGGGCUAGAACCGGGUUUGGAGUAUGCGUAUGAGGUUCAAGAAUCGACGAGUUCCAGACCAGAGAAAUUACUCACAUUGAGGCUUCCUAGGACACUUGGCGGAUGGGAAUUGUUGCUAAGAGAUAAGCCUUCUGGCUCUAAGUAA
Molecule: messenger RNA, 717 nt
Organism: Botrytis byssoidea
Lineage: Eukaryota; Fungi; Ascomycota; Leotiomycetes; Helotiales; Sclerotiniaceae
Exons: 1
Coding region: 1-717 (238 amino acids)
Source: RefSeq, a predicted model, not a curated record